Phanerochaete carnosa HHB-10118-sp is the source of this 291-nucleotide messenger RNA. RefSeq lists its product as uncharacterized. Bases 1 to 291 code for a protein of 96 amino acids. NCBI's taxonomy places the organism in Eukaryota, Fungi, Basidiomycota, Agaricomycetes, Polyporales, Phanerochaetaceae. The transcript has a single exon. The record is from RefSeq and is a predicted model, not a curated record.
AUGCCCGCCCACGAUUGCGCGAACCCGACUCUUACUCCUACAGACGAUCCUCUCAUUGCUGAGACUACAGUGGUCGACGAACGUUCUGCGCUCGCUUCGCGGUUGGUAGACGUUCACAGCAUCUGCCAGCCUCCGAUCAUGUCGCGUCCACCCUCCGGUUCCGCAGGGCUGUCCCUCGCUCAUUCCAACAUCCUCGUGUGGAACACGAAAAAGAAGCGCCUAAACAGACUUCAAAAGCUGCCACAAGCACGACGUCGAAACCUCCGGCAGAGCCGUCACCUUCGAAGGUAG